This is a messenger RNA of Erigeron canadensis, 696 nucleotides long. RefSeq names its product heat shock 70 kDa protein BIP1-like. Lineage: Eukaryota; Viridiplantae; Streptophyta; Magnoliopsida; Asterales; Asteraceae. Gene Ontology annotation, molecular function: heat shock protein binding; ATP binding; ATP hydrolysis activity. The transcript is spliced from 3 exons. The record is from RefSeq and is a predicted model, not a curated record. Gene Ontology annotation, cellular component: membrane; cytoplasm; endoplasmic reticulum lumen. Gene Ontology annotation, biological process: cellular response to unfolded protein; protein refolding; endoplasmic reticulum unfolded protein response. Bases 1 to 696 code for a protein of 231 amino acids.
AUGGCGACAGAAGAGGACAAAACUACUAUCGGGAUUGACCUUGGGACUAGCUUUUCUUGUGUUGGUGUUUAUAUAAAUGGUCAUGUUGAAAUCAUACCCAAUGAUCAAGGAAACCGUACCACGCCAUCAUGGGUGGCUUUCACAGACUCUGACAGGCUUAUCGGCGAGGCUGCAAAGAAUCAGGCAUCUCUAAAUGCCAACAGGACCAUCUUUCAUGUUAAGAAACUUAUUGGGAGAAAAUUUGAAGACAAAGAGGUUCAAGGACUCAUGAAAGUCGUUCCAUACAAAAUUAUGAACAAAGACGGGAAGCCUUAUAUCCAAGUUGAAAUCAAGGAUGGGGAAACCGAGGUUUUCAGUCCUAAAGAGAUUACUGCGAUGAUUAUCACCAAAAUGAAGGAGACAGCCGAAGCAUUCCUUAGGAAGAGAAUUACUGAAGCUGUUGUCUCAGUUCCUUUAUCCUUCAGCGAUGAACAAAGGCAGGCUACCAUGGAUGCUUGUUUGAUUGCUGGUUUCAAAGACGUAUCACUGAUUCUCGAACCUGCGGCUCUUGUUCGUGCAUAUGGUCUUGUUCGUGAAUAUGUUUUUGUAUACGGUCAGCAUAAUAAGGAUGAUGAGGAAAAGAACAUUGUUGUUAUUGACCUGGUUGAUGGGAAAUGUGAUGUUACUAUCUUGGGAGUCGAAGUAUGGUCUUAUUGA